Messenger RNA from Salmo salar (Atlantic salmon), 2356 nucleotides. RefSeq names its product plexin domain-containing protein 1. Lineage: Eukaryota; Metazoa; Chordata; Actinopteri; Salmoniformes; Salmonidae. The record is from RefSeq and is a predicted model, not a curated record.
CCUCAGCUGCUACGCCUUAUCAUCCCUCUGUCUUUGUAAUCACCAUGGCAACGGAAGAACAGCAUUGAGAGGGUGUUGUAGAGGGAGAGAGAGUGUGUAAGUGGAGAGAGCAUGUGAGGGAGGGAGAGGAGAGGGAGCUACAGGGUGACUGGGACCAGGAGAAACUCUGUUGUUGAAAGAGAAGAGAGGGAGAAGAAGGAAGAGAGAAUAAAGAGAGAGCUGUGUGUUUUUGUUGUUGCUGAACAACAUGUGUCUCAGUGUGCUGCUGCUCAUCUUUCUCUCCCAGGCAGAGUUGGGGAGAGUUUGGGCUCAGCAACAAACAGAGAUGCGGUAUCAUGUGAAUGGACAGCAGCACGAUGAGAGGCCAUCAGACAGGACCCCCAGAGAACCGUGGCUGGGUUACGCCAGGGUGGCCAGGGAAGUACUGGGAGGAGGACUGACCAUCAACACCCUACCAGACAACAUGACACACUUAGUGGAGGACGCUGGUAGGUAUUACUCAUGGCGUAGUUUUGGCCCUGAUGACCAGCGCACAGAUGAACUCUGGGUAGAUCUAAACGACCUAGAACAUGGCCAAGUCAGAAUGCAUGGCAUUUUGUCCAAUACACACAGACAGGCUGCGAAGGUUGCCCUCUCAUUUGACUUCCCCUUCUACGGACAUUAUUUGAGGCAGAUUACCAUAGCAACAGGAGGGUUUAUUUUCAUGGGAGAGGUCACACACCGCAUGCUGACAGCAACACAGUACAUCGCUCCCCUCAUGGCCAACUUUGACCCCAGCUUCUCCAAGGAGUCUACUGUUCAGUACCUGGACAAUGGUGAGGUGUUUGUGGUGCAGUGGGAGCGGGUGAGACUCCAUGGGAGGGAGGCAGAGGGGGCAUAUACCUUCCAGGCUGCCCUGCACCUCACAGGGACCAUCACCUUCAGCUACAGAGAUAUACCUUUGCCAGUGGAGGUGAUAAGUUCUGCUGAGCACCAAGUGAAGGCAGGGUUGUCAGAUGCAUUCAUGGUGAACCUGCCUUCCCCUCAAUCCUCAGAUGCCCAACGUCGGCUCUACGAGUACCAUCGGUUGGACAUCGAUACAACUAAGAUCACCAACAACUCUGCCUUUGAGUUCACUGCAUUGCCUACCUGUCUGCAGCAUGACAGCUGUGAACUCUGCCUCUCGUCCAAUCUAACCUCUGGCUGUACCUGGUGCAACGUCCUCCAGAGGUGCUCAGACGGAAUGGACAGACACAGGCAGGAGUGGCUGGACUACGCCUGUUCAGAAGAGGCCAAAGAUGUCUCCUGUGAGGAUUAUUCCAAGGGGGUACCAGACAGCUCCAUUGACCCUUCAGUUCCCUCAGACUUUGAGGUCACCACUCCCCUGGGGCCCCUACUAGAAGGCCCUGCCACGGAGAAUGACACCAAACGUGUGAUUCUAUACAAUGGUAAAGACGUGAAGACAGGCCCUCCGAGACAGCACGACGGGUCAGCUCACACAGGAGUUAUAGCAGGUGUAGUAGCUGCAUUGGUGCUACUGCUGGCUCUGACACUUCUGGCACUUUACAUCAACUCUCAUCCUUCUGCUGCCUCACCACUCAACAUCCUACAGCGACGCAACAGCUACUGGCCAUCCAUGAAGUUCAGGAAGCAGGGAUUCCACUCCAGCUACGCAGAGGUGGAGGUCGAAGGUCACGAGAAGGAGGGAAUCAUGGAAGCUGGCCAGUGCUGACCGGAUUGAGGAGCAACUGGAUGAUGAGGAGAGAAAAAUGAGUUUGUAGGAGAGGAAGGAGAGAGCUUAGAGUUACACACACAUUCCCUAGUCCAUUACACAAAUAAUAUUUUUUUGUUCAUUCAUUUUUCAAUAAUCACUUCAACAGUCCCUGUCUUUGUUGGCAAAAGAAUGGGGGGUAUUGUAUAUCAUUUUUGGUGGACAAAGUCUUAAACUCUUCUCGUACACAUCCGCGACUCAGGUUUUAGGGAAAGGGACAAAUGAGAAGAGGCCACUUUUAGGCUUUGCUAGAAUUUCUUUGUUGAGUUCCAAGUUUCUCAGCAGGUACGGAUUGCUGUCUCACAAUUUACCACACACCUCCAUGGGAUAUGUAACUGGAAUAAACUGUGAUACAUUAUGACUAUCAACAUCCAUGGAAAAAACACUAUAAAGGAUUCUGUAUCCCUGCGCUUCCAUGACAAGAACGAAGACCAGUUGAGGAUGUUCUUCAAUGAUAAUCUCUGUACAGUUAAUGUUUGAAUGUUUUGUUCCUGUAUUGCUUUUUCUAUACACAGUACCAGUCAAAAGUUCGGACACACCUACUCAUUCAAGGAUUUUUCUUUAAUUUUUACUAUUUUCUACAUAGUAGAAUACUAGAAAGACAUC